AUGUCCACAGAGAUUAUCAACAAUGAUAUGUCCACUACAUCUUCGACCUCAUCGAUUGAGGCUAGAUACCCAAUUAAUCCAAAGUAUGGACUGCCUUUGAGAAACCAUCAUCUUCCAAGACCACAGAAGAAGUACUUUGACUCGGCUGAUUGGGUACUCAAUGGUACUGCCGUAGAUGGCACCUCUGAGAAGUUGGUUAACCCUGCCUUCAAUCUUCCAGUGUCCAAGGUUCACUAA
Molecule: messenger RNA, 237 nt
Organism: Acytostelium subglobosum LB1
Lineage: Eukaryota; Evosea; Eumycetozoa; Acytosteliales; Acytosteliaceae
Exons: 1
Coding region: 1-237 (78 amino acids)
Source: RefSeq, a predicted model, not a curated record